UUUCAUUGCCAGUCCAGUUGGUCAGUAUGUUACGGGGCAUCGCAUCGGGAAUGCAAUACUUAGCGGAAAUGAACUACGUCCACCGGGACUUGGCGGCCAGGAAUGUAUUGGUGAACUCAACUCUGGUGUGUAAAAUAGCCGACUUUGGUCUGUCCCGCGAGAUCGAGAGUGCCACCGAAGGCGCCUACACUACUAGAGGCGGCAAAAUACCAGUGCGAUGGACAGCACCCGAAGCCAUAGCGUUCAGAAAGUUCACGUCCGCGUCGGACGUCUGGAGCUUCGGUAUUGUCUGCUGGGAAGGCGGCAAAAUACCAGUGCGAUGGACAGCACCCGAAGCCAUAGCGUUCAGAAAGUUCACGUCCGCGUCGGACGUCUGGAGCUUCGGUAUUGUCUGCUGGGAAGUGAUGUCUUAUGGGGAGCGGCCGUAUUGGAACUGGUCUAACCAGGAUGUCAUCAAAGGCAUCGAGAAAGGCUACCGACUCCCACCCCCAAUGCGGCCGUAUUGGAACUGGUCUAACCAGGAUGUCAUCAAAGGCAUCGAGAAAGGCUACCGACUCCCACCCCCAAUGGACUGUCCGGAGAUGUUAUACGAUAAGCUAAUAAUGGACUGUUGGCAGAAAGAUAGGAAUAUGAGGCCUACGUUCUCGCAAAUUGUUAAAACAUUAGAUAAACUAAUUAAAUGUCCA
Molecule: messenger RNA, 686 nt
Organism: Oppiella nova
Lineage: Eukaryota; Metazoa; Arthropoda; Arachnida; Sarcoptiformes; Oppiidae
Source: the annotation of a GenBank genome assembly